Molecule: messenger RNA, 534 nt
Organism: Pestalotiopsis fici W106-1
Lineage: Eukaryota; Fungi; Ascomycota; Sordariomycetes; Amphisphaeriales; Sporocadaceae
Exons: 1
Coding region: 1-534 (177 amino acids)
Source: RefSeq, a predicted model, not a curated record
AUGUCUGCCGCCUCCUUCAGCCCAGACUCGAACAGCACCUCGCAUAGCGGUCGUCGCAUCGGUGCACACAUUUCGCGGCGAGACUCGGGUUGCUACUCUGACAGCUGCUCCUCGGAGCCAUACCCGUACGAUGCCUUCUACAAGGACAAGCCGACGCCAGACUAUCUCAACAGUCAAGCCAUCGACCAGCAAAUUUCUGGCUGGACAAUAGUACAGAUCGGGUUGCGCAUUAUAUCGCUGUUCCUCUCGGGCAUGGUGGCGGGUUGCAGCAUAAGGGGGUAUCUAACCGGCUUGAUAUUGUGGUUGCCACUCGUCAUCGUCAUCGUGCUCUGGGAGGUCGCUGAGCUGUUGGCGUUUGCCGUACAACGGACACAUGGUCUGCCACGGAAAGCACACGUCAUCGUCGAGUUCCUCAUCGCGCUUGGCGCUCUCGCCUACACGGGACUCUCGGUAUGGGAGAUAUUCGUGUUUCGGGGGUACAGAAGCAUUGUCGAGUUCGCCGUGGUGACGGGGCUCUGCGCCGUGAUAUCGUGA